Molecule: messenger RNA, 1735 nt
Organism: Homalodisca vitripennis (glassy-winged sharpshooter)
Lineage: Eukaryota; Metazoa; Arthropoda; Insecta; Hemiptera; Cicadellidae
Product: potassium channel subfamily K member 6
Exons: 5
Coding region: 214-1299 (361 amino acids)
Biological process (GO): potassium ion transmembrane transport; stabilization of membrane potential
Cellular component (GO): membrane
Molecular function (GO): potassium ion leak channel activity
Source: RefSeq, a predicted model, not a curated record
UUUAUGAUGGUAGAGGCGACUGUGUCAUCAACGUGCCUAUUUUUGCUCCCUGCCGCUCCAGCAUCCAGUCGCCCCGCAAUGUACGGUGAUCACAGACAGCACCGCCUUCCCUGACUUCUCCGUUCCUGUCUACUGUAACGUGAUGGAUCCCAACGUAAUGCCAACACAUUGCAGGAUUAGGAGCACAGAGACUGUCAGCUGCUCUGUGUAGCGAUGGGAGUGAAGGAUCAGCUGAUUGUUGACAGUACAGCGUCGUCUGCUAGGAGUCUCACCAGCUGUUUAUCGCUGUCAGCUGUCAAAUGUUGGUGCAGGACAGCUUCUGGUCACGUGGGUCUCUUGACUGCUCUCAUCAUCUACACCGUACUAGGAGGAACGAUAUUUCGUAAUCUAGAGUAUCCAUCGGAGGUGUCACGACUGACAGAACUAGAAAGGUUGGUGCGAGCCGAGCGCAGCAAGUUACUGACAGCUCUAGCAGCGAGUAACAACUCUCUAGCGACAGCAGAGGCCGUGAAUCAGUACGAGGCAGCUGUCCAGGCAGCAGCGCAGGGUGGAUUGUUGCUGCCUUUGUCACAAGGAGCUCCUCCCUACACUCUAGCUCGCUGGAGCUACCUCCAGGCGAUAUUCUUCGCAUCAACUGUACUCACUACCAUCGGUUAUGGGAACAUUACCCCCUACACUGUGGAGGGCCGGCUGUUCUGCAUCAUGUUCGCUCUGGUGGGUAUUCCGCUGACAGUGAGCGUGAUGGCGGACCUGGGAUCUCUUCUGGCGGGCUCACUGCCAGAGUUUCCUGAGCCAAGAGGACUGCAGGGUUCCCUGACCACGGCAGCCAUCGCCACAUCCAUCCUCCUCAUCUACAUCGCGGUCGGCUCCUUCCUCUUCAUCUCCUGGGAGGAGGACUGGUCGUUCUUCGAAGGCUUCUACUUCUGCUUCGUCACAAUGACCACUAUCGGCUUCGGAGAUCUUGUGCCAAGUACGCCCCAGUACAUGCUGCUGUGUACCUUCUACAUCCUGAUUGGCCUGAGCCUCACGUCUACCAUCGUGGAGGUGGUGCGGCAGCAAUACUCGCAGUCCUGGAGGCACCUGCAGGCCCUGGUCGAGACCCUUAGUCACUUGGCUACGGAACAUAACCCUGCCGACAUGCAAGCAGAUCUUCGCAACGUCCUGGCUGUCGUCAACAUCAACCAGGACAAGAACCCCAAGGGGUGGGAGCAAACCGUGAAACAGCUGUCGGACAAGCUUAACGAGCAGCGGGGAAAACCGAAAGUAGUUCAGAUCAUUGUGUACGAAUCAUCUGUUUGAUAAAAAGCACGAUUUCUCCACUCCUAACAGUUCUUUAUUUGAGGUUAUGUGCUAUGAUACCACGGGCUUUGCCAGUAUUGAUUAUUUCCCUAGUCUCUCACCGUUUCUGGUGUGUGCAGCAUGUGUUGUUGUGUAGUAAUGUAUGUGUUUGAUUUUUGAUACUUUCUUUGUUGUUUUAUUUGAUACCAUGGACUGUCGAAAAACGAUUUUAAUACGAAAUUACUUGAGUGAAAUAGUUGCAGACUUUUAUGAAUGUUUGUAUAAUUGUAUAGUUACAUAAGAAUUCACCAUGUUUCAAUCUGUUAUAGUUUAGUAGUAACAAAUUAAAUAUUUUUAUAUUACUAAAAAGACUUUUCAUUAGUCAUCACAAUAAUUUUACUAAUGUGUCAUUUUACAAAAUUAUAUCCUUGAAUAUUAUCGAACAAUUUUCAUUGUC